AUGGUUACUCAAGCAUCCAAGGUAUUAUUGGCUGGUGUUGCGGCGGCAGGUGCAGGCUAUUACUUGUACGAGCAAAGAUCUGGGGGAGGCAGACUUAUUGACGUUAGCAACUAUGGCCAAGGGCCAGCAGAACACGCUGGAAGAGUAGUUGACAAUUAUGCCAGCUCUGGCUGGAACAAAGUGGAAGAUUCGAAGAAUUCUGCGGGUUCUUGGAUAAACGACAAAGGAGCCCAGGCUCGCCAGGCCUCCGAUAAUGUGGUUGAUUCUGCGAAGGAAUCUGCUGAUAUAGCAGCUGCCAAAGCUGCUGGAGUUGGAGGGUCUGUGAAGUCUUGGUUUCAGGAUUCACGUGCAAGUGCUGAAAAGGCUUAUUCUGAUUCUUGGGAGAAGUUAGAUGAAGCCCAGAAGCAGUUUGACGAUACCAAAGCCGCAUGGUGGUCUUGGGGAGCUAAGCAGAAUGAAGAAGCCCAGUCCAAAGCCCAGGAGAACUUGGACAUCGCCAAAAAGAAUUAUGCCAAUUCUAAGAGUGCUUUGUCUAAAUGGGGCCAAGAAACCAUUGACUCUGCUGACAAGAGGCUAAAGGAUUUGAAGAAUUCUGUCAAGUACAAUGCUGACAAGGGCGUUCAGCAAGUGAACCAGGUUGCUGGUGAUGCCAAGGCCUACGGCAACAAGAACCUCCAAAACGCAAAGGAAGCAGUUGACGAUGCUUAUGAGAGUGUUAAGUCUAAGGCUCAGUCUGCUCAGGACUCUGCCGAAAGUAGAAAGAACGAGAUUGUGAAGGAGUAUGGCAAGCAGACUGCGUCUGAAGCUGAUCUGGCCAGCCGCGUUCGACACUCUGUGGAGGGAUGGGGAGAAACCGCCCAAGAAGUAGCCCAAGAGGAGUAUGACUCGUUGUUCAGCAAGAAGGGAAGUUUCUUCCUAUCUUCUGAGGAAGCUUCUCGGAAGGCCAAGGAGUAUUACGAUGCUAAGGCCAAAGAGGCCAAAAAGCGUUACGAUGAGACCAGAGGCCAUUGGUACUCCUGGGGCUCUUCAAAGUCUCAAGAUGUUCAAGAUGAAGCCAAGAAGCAAUGGGAAGAUCUUCAGGCCCAAAGUCAGAGUGCUUCCGAUGCCGUUGCUGAGUGGUCCAAGAAGAACUCUGAUAAGCUGGUGAAGGAUGCGCAGGAUGGCUUGGAUAGGGCUCAUGGGACCUCGCAAGGCUGGUUGUCGGGCAUUAGAAACUGGAUUCGUGGCAACUAA
Molecule: messenger RNA, 1233 nt
Organism: Kuraishia capsulata CBS 1993
Lineage: Eukaryota; Fungi; Ascomycota; Pichiomycetes; Pichiales; Pichiaceae
Exons: 1
Coding region: 1-1233 (410 amino acids)
Source: RefSeq, a predicted model, not a curated record